Carassius carassius (crucian carp) is the source of this 3967-nucleotide messenger RNA. RefSeq names its product exportin-4-like. The transcript is spliced from 19 exons. Gene Ontology annotation, cellular component: cytoplasm; nuclear pore. The record is from RefSeq and is a predicted model, not a curated record. Gene Ontology annotation, biological process: protein export from nucleus. The coding region runs from base 146 to 2935 and encodes 929 amino acids. NCBI's taxonomy places the organism in Eukaryota, Metazoa, Chordata, Actinopteri, Cypriniformes, Cyprinidae. Gene Ontology annotation, molecular function: nuclear export signal receptor activity.
AUCAGCAGCGGCAAUCCCACAGUGCAAACACUGGCCUGCUCCAUCCUAACAGCUCUGUUGAGUGAGUUCUCCAGCUCCAAUAAGACCAGUAACAUUGGCCUCAGUAUGGAGUUUCACGGAAGCUGCAAACGUAUCUUUCAGGAGGAUGAUCUCAGGCAGAUCUUCAUGCUCACUAUGGAGGUCCUGCAGGAGUUCAGUCGGAGGGAGAACCUCAACGCUCAGAUGUCCUGUGUUUUCCAGCGCUACCUUGCGCUGGCCAAUCAAGUGCUCAGCUGGAACUUCCUUCCACCCAAUCAUAUCCUUUCAUGAAAACAUUUUGGUGCACAGGAAGAUCAGAGAGGACUCAGACAUGGCGCAGGAUUCCCUUCAGUGCCUAGCCCAGUUGGCCUCCAUGCAUGGCCCCAUCUUCCCCGAUGAGAGCGCUCAGGUGACCUACCUAGCCCACCUGGUGGAGGGAUUGCUCAACAUGAUCAAUGGGAUUGAGAUUGAAGACUCUGAGGCUGUAGGCAUCUCCAACAUCAUCAGUAACCUCAUCAGCACAUUUCCUCGAAGUGUUCUGACGGCUCUCCCAAAUGAGCUCUUUGCCUCUUUCAUUAACUGCCUCACACUGCUCACGUGCUCGUUUGGUCGCAGCGCCGCCCUGGAGGAGGUGUUGGAUAAGGAUGACAUGGUGUACAUGGAGGCAUAUGAUAAGCUGCUGGAGUCCUGGCUGACGCUUGUGCAGGAGGACGAGCACUUCCCUCGGGGCUGCUUUGUCCAGCCGGCCGUGCAAGUCUUCAACUCCUACAUCCAGUGUCACCUCGCCGCUCCCGACGGCACAAGAAACCUGACUGCUAAUGGUGUCGCUUCUCAUGACGAGGAAGAAAUAAACGAAUUACAGGAGGACGACCGAGAGCUGUUCUCAGAUCAGCUGGCCAGUAUCGGCAUGUUGGGCCGCAUCGCUGCAGACCACUGUAUACCUCUGCUCACAGGUUUGCUGGAGGACCGAGUCACACGGCUUCACGGGCAACUCCAGAGACACCAACAGCACCUCAUGGCCUCUGCAGACCCGGGCACGGUGGACCGGAAAGUUCUAGAUGACCUUUAUGAAGACAUUCAUUGGCUCAUAUUAGUGUCAGGUUACCUCUUGGCUGAUGACCCUCAGGGUGAAACACCAUUGAUACCUUCAGAAGUGAUGGAGUACUCUAUCAAACACUCGACUGAGGUGGAUAUCAACACUACACUGCAGCUGCUGGGCUCUCCUGGAGAGAGGGCCACCUCCAUCCCUGGAUGCAACAGGACAGACUCAGUGAUCAGGUUGUUAUCAGCGGUGCUAAGAACCUCAGAGGUGGAGUCUCGGGCUACACGAGCGAGUCUGACUGAGCUCCUGAGUCCUCAGAUGGGCAAAGACAUUGUCUGGUUUCUCAGGCGCUGGGCCAAGACAUACCUGUUGGUGGACGAGAAACUCUACAGCCAAAUCAGUAUGCCUCUCAGCACAGCAUUUGGAGCGGACACGGAGGGAGCACAGUGGAUUGUGGGAUAUCUGUUGGAAAAAGUGAUCAAUAAUCUGUCGGUGUGGAGCUCUGAGCCAGAGCUGGCUAAUGACACUGUGGAGCUGCUGGUGACUCUGGUGGAGAAGAGAGAGAGGGCCAAUAUUGUUGUGCAGUGUGAGAACUGGUGGAAUUUGGCCAAGCAGUUUGCCAGUCGCAGCCCUCCCUUACACAUGCUGUCCAGCUCAGUCCAGCGGACUCUAAUGAAAGCCCUGGUCCUGGGCGGCUUUGCUCAUAUGGAUUCUGAUACCAAACAGCAAUACUGGGCAGAGGUACUGCAUCCACUCCAGCAGCGCUUCCUCAACCUCAUUAACCAAGAGAACUUUGCCCAGAUCUGUCAAGAGGAAGCCGUGAAGCAGGAGAUCGUUGCCACUCUGGAAGCUCUAUGCGGCAUAGCAGAAGCUACGCAGAUCGACAAUGUGGCAUCUCUCUUCAGCUUCCUCAUGGACUUCCUGUCCAGCUGCAUCGGCCUCAUGGAGGUCUACAGAAACUCACCAGAAACGGUCAACCUCAUCAUCGAGGUGUUUGUGGAAGUGGCCCACAAACAAAUCUGCUACUUGGGCGAAACCAAGUCUAUGAAACUGUACGAGGUGUGCUUGACGCUGCUGCAGGUUUACUCCAAGAACAAUCUGGGUCGCAAGAGACUCGAUGUGGCCGCAGAGGAGGACCAGUACCAGGACCUUCUGCUCAUCAUGGAGCUCCUCACCAACCUGCUCUCCAAAGAGUUCAUUGACUUCAGUGACACUGAUGAGGUGUUCCGCGGGCAGGAGCAGAGCUCUGGUGCUGGACGGGCCGUCUCAGCAGCUGAUGUUGUGCUGUAUGGGGUCAAUAUUGUGUUGCCCCUCAUGUCUCAGGACUUGCUUAAGUUCCCUUCUCUGUGUAACCAGUAUUAUAAGCUCAUCACCUUCAUCUGUGAGAUUUUCCCAGAGAAGAUCCCUCAGCUGCCUGAAGAGCUCUUCAAAAGUCUCAUGUGCUCCCUGGAGCAUGGCAUGACCUCGAUGAGCUCCGAGAUCAGUCAGCUCUGUCUGGAGGCUCUAUCCCCAUUGGCUGAGCAGUGCGCCAAGACACAGGAAAAGGACACACCUCUAUUUAUUGCCACACGACAUUUCCUUAAACUGGUGUUUGACAUGCUUGUUCUCCAGAAACACAACACUGAGAUGACCGUGGCAGCUGGAGAAGCGCUCUAUACACUAGUGUGCCUUCACCAGGCGGAGUAUUCAGAGCUGGUGGAGACACUGCUCUCCAAUCAGAGGGACGCUGUGAUCUACCAGCGGCUGGCGGACGCGUUUAACAGCCUCACUGCCAGCAGCACGCCGCCAACCAUGGACCGCAAGCAGAAGGUGGCCUUCCUGAAGAGCCUGGAGGAGUUUGUUGCCAAUGUGGGGGGGCUUCUGUGUGUCAAAUAAGCCACUUCCUCCAGCAACUGUCCACAACAGCGUUCCCUCUCCACCCCCUCUACCACUCAGAGAAGCCUUUCACAAUGCCAAACCAUGGAGAUUGAGACGCCUCUGGGAGAGGCUGGCGAAGGCUGUGAGGGGACGGUUGGUCGUGAUCGUCUCAGUCUGAUCUGUCCGUUGUUUACUUUCCCCCAGAGAGCUCCUCAGAUGAACGUUUAUGAAAUGCAGAGGGGAGAUCUUUCUGAAAACUGACCCCUUCCUUCCCCUUUUAGACACAAACACACAAGUCUUUUGCAGACGCUUCUCCUCGAGUGCCUUUGUAUGUGGUUUCUCACGGCUCUGAUCCAGCUGUGUCUACAGCGACGAAUAGAACAGUGUCAUACUGCUAUCAUGGUAACUAGGAUUGUGAGCUGUGGUUGCCUUGAUGACAAAUAAGCCUUUCCCAAUGAAACUUUAAUUGCAGAAAGGCCCUUUCGGAAAACCAAAUCACUUUUGUGUUUAAGGUUGUAUAUAUAUUUUCAAAAAAGACAAAAAAUGAAAAUGUUUAAAAGGACUGAAAGGUUUUUUAUAAGAUUAUAGCUGAUGGAAAUUUCUGAUUAUUAUUAUUUUUUAUUGUUAUACAAGUUCAACAGGAAGACAAGGGGCUAGUUAUAAUUUUUUUUCAUUUUGAUUGAUUUGAAUGAUUGUAGUUUUACUCUUUGCCAUUGUCAUUUCUGCCUGAUUGCAGCAGCAUCACUGAAAGCCUUCUCAACAAAAAUACAGGUCUGUUGAAUUAUGAUGGCCUGAUGUUCCCAAUGAGGUUUGGUUUUUCAAAAAUAACUUGCAGUGUUCCACUUUCACUAGCGCGCACGCACACAAACUCAGAAUAGUGGAACAGUCGACGUUGCUGUAGCAAUAAAAUACCAAAAAUUAUGAUAGGGAUGUCAGCUGUUUUAUUCAGGGCAUUUGAUGGUCUUUAUUUCCAUUUUCAAAGCACUAAUUGUUAUUUUGGAAUGCCUGAAAUGAUCUGUAAAGUGUAUAUAAACUUGUUCUAAAAAGUGA